AUGGGUCUUCAGACCCAACCAAUGGGUCUUCAGACCCAACCAAUGGGUCUUCAGACCCAACCAAUGGGUCUUCAGACCCAACCAAUGGGUCUUCAGACCCAACCAAUGGGUCUUCAGACCCAACCAAUGGGUCUUCAGACCCAACCAAUGGGUCUUCAGACCCAACCAAUGGGUCUUCAGACCCAACCAAUGGGUCUUCAGACCCAACCAAUGGGUCUUCAGACCCAACCAAUGGGUCUUCAGACCCAACCAAUGGGUCUUCAGACCCAACCAAUGGGUCUUCAGACCCAACCAAUGGGUCUUCAGACCCAACCAAUGGGUCUUGGGACCCUAUCAAUGGGUCUUGAGACCCAAUUCAUGGGUCUUUGA
Messenger RNA from Puccinia triticina, 369 nucleotides. RefSeq lists its product as uncharacterized. The record is from RefSeq and is a predicted model, not a curated record. Bases 1 to 369 code for a protein of 122 amino acids. Lineage: Eukaryota; Fungi; Basidiomycota; Pucciniomycetes; Pucciniales; Pucciniaceae. The transcript has a single exon.